AUGAGUAGCGUUAUGGUAUAUGGUGCACCGCAAACGCGGAGAGAGACAGAUAAAUCAACUGGAAACAACACUACCGCCAAAGGUCCAUUACGAGAAACAUUCUUAACUUCGCUACACGAGAGAUCAGCCUCUUCAGCCACAGCAUCACUUCACCACCGAUAA
This is a messenger RNA of Heterobasidion irregulare TC 32-1, 162 nucleotides long. RefSeq lists its product as uncharacterized. NCBI's taxonomy places the organism in Eukaryota, Fungi, Basidiomycota, Agaricomycetes, Russulales, Bondarzewiaceae. The transcript has a single exon. The record is from RefSeq and is a predicted model, not a curated record. Bases 1 to 162 code for a protein of 53 amino acids.